GUAGGUUCUCAAAUGUUUACAAGUGUUAGCAUUGUCCUAUCAGCUUCUAUGUUCUUUUGGAUAGGCCUGCUUUGGGACAUCAGUACUUUAUAUCGUCCCUGGAUAUCACCCAGAUUCAAUUCUGAAAUAGAUCAGUUUAGCUCGGAGCUUCUGGAACAUCAGGUUCAAAAACUGCAGCUGUGUACUGGUAUCUCUAUAAUUGCUUUCAUUUAAUGUCCUUUAAUGUGACAUAUGAUAAUCUGCAGCAGAAUAAUUCAGGAAACCAUUGUCAUUUGAGGGUCACAGGAAGUCUUGCAUUUCCAUCAAAAUGGGUGAGAAAGGAGAAGAAAAUGAUUUUGCGGUGGUCAAUCCCGCUCUUGUCGAAGAUGAAAAGGACUCUCAUGCCACCAGUACCAAGGAGCUUGAAAGCAACAUGCCAUCGUCAAAGGCAAGCUUCUCUCCCCUCAAAGGAUCGACAGCGCCCAAGGCAGGUUAUCCCGGUGCCAGCAGGGAGAAGUGGGGCAACAAGGCUCAAUUUAUCCUUGCCUGUGUGGGAUAUGCUGUUGGUCUCGGAAACGUCUGGAGGUUCCCUUAUCUCUGUUAUAAGAGUGGUGGAGGUGCCUUCUUGAUACCAUACUUCCUGACAUUGUUCUUGACCGGGAUACCUCUUCUACUCCUUGAGUUUGGUCUUGGACAGUACAUCCGCCAUGGCCCAGUUGUGGCCUUUAAGAAGAUCACCCCUCUGUUCAAAGGUGAGAAUUCCAGGGGCCUAUCAAGCCAAAACUAUCUUUAUUUAAAAAAAAGAUAUACGAUUGAUCCAAUUAAAGGGGAAGUUCACCCUGAAGAAAAAAUAAUAAGAUAUAUUGAUCAAGGUUUGAGGAAAAUCCAUUAUAGAGUAAGGAAGUUAUAAAAAUAUCAAUUUUUGGAUUUGUGACGUCAUAAACGAUCAAAGUAAAAUGCAUAAAUUUCAGUUGAAGAAUGACUGCACUGCGGUUUUGAAUUUUGCGCAAAACGUGACACCCCACUGAGAGCGUUUCCAUAGCAACAAGAUCGCUUUACGUGAAGUGAUUUUGAAAACCACAUUCUUGUGAUCAAGUGGGACGCUAGCAAAGUGAUCUUCCAAACUGCUUUCCUGAAUCAGUUUCCAUUAAACUAGUUUUAGAAAGUGUAAUGAGAACGGCCUCUAUAAAGUUAUGUAGCGCACCCUGCUCAUUUUUUUGUCUCGCCUGAACAAAAUUUGGCAGGGACAACUUACAAAGGGGCAGUACAGUACAGAUGCUGCCUUGAUCAUUUUUAAAUCAAAUGUGAUGAAAAAUUAUGUACAUGUUUGUCUGAAAGUAUAAUGUUGACAAAGGAAUGUAUAAAAAGUGUAAUGGGAAGAUGUGCUAUCUGUAUUUAUUGAAUGAUAUGAUGAUAGAAAGGACUAUCCUCACAUGACAACAUUAAUUUGGCGAGUUUCAUUCAUAUCUGUGCAAUUAUUCGUAUUGUCUUGUAAAUUUCAUGAAUGAGUUUUUGAACAUUUAAUGCUCUGUGACUGAACAGACCAGUGUGGGCAAUUACACCUGUUUUUGUCUCUGCUCCAGGGAAGAGAGAGUGCACCACAUCUGCUGGUGCAAGGCACAUAUGUUUCUUUUCAUGGUUCCUCAUUAAAGGGCGUGUUUUAUUAAAGGUCUAGUCCACCUCAGAAAAUUUUUCCAGUAUCCAUUCCAGUAUUCAUUUUCCAGUAUCCUUGACCUUUCUUAUUUUUAGCCGUACAUAUCGUCGGCGUUCAUCCGAAACGUAUCAGGCAAUUCUGGUUUUUUUUUAAUCAAUUUUGAUAUUUUUGCAGAAUAUUAAUGUACAAGUCCUAUUCUAUUCAUAACUGAAUUUCUAGGCAGCAAUUUAUUUUAGUUUCUGAGAUAUGAGGGGAUAUUCACGGCGAUGCCAUACAAAUUUUUAAUAAAAUGCGCAAAUCCCAUUGGAAACAUGUACUGUAGCAGAGCGAUACAACGUUUUGACUUACCGUGAUUUCAAUGCGCACGGUCAACCAAACUGCCGUAUCGGCCAUCUGCACUGCAUUGACUUUGCACGUGAAAAGCGAUACAACAUUUUGACUACCGUAAUCGCGUGCAUUGAAAUCGCAGUCAGGGUUGUUGUAUUCCCUAUGGCGUUUUUGUACAGGGGAAAUCUAAACCGCUCAAACCGAAAUUACAAGCACGGAGCUCUUUUGCGAUAUUUUCUAUAAUCCUUAGUUUUGUGUAAAAAUGGGAUACCAUUGUCAAGCAAUUGUCUUUGUCUUUCCAACCAUGUAUUUUUCUAGCAAUGAAUAUGCUGUUAGGCUGGAGAAAUAAGUGUGAAAAUCAUAUCAUCAAUUUUCGCAAUGAAUGAGUAGCUGAAAAUGAUAGUUCCUACACUUUCAUGAGAUUGGAAUGUUGGAUGAUACGUUAUUGAUCCUUUAAAGAUUCAAAAGAACUUUCUAGAUUCAGGAGAGUAUGAUUGUCGUGCAUAUAUAUCAAGGCAUAUAUAUGGUACACUAUUACUUCCUUAAUCAUUUUUCUGAGAUAUACUUUCACACAAUGUUUUCACCAGACCCUAAAAAUAUGAUAAUCACUUCAUAAAGAUCAUGUCAGGCCUGGUGGCUAGACACUGCAUAAGGGAUCCUUGGUCAACAGUCUGAAUGCAGUGGUAUAUUGGAAGCAUCGUGCUUAUCCAUUCGUUACUGAAGCACUUCACAGUAUGGUAUGCACCUGUCCCAGUUAAUUAUGUGUUCAUCUUGUGAAUAAAGGGUUAUUCUUUCUGGGUCACACAUGUAUACUCCAGUGCAAAUGCUCCUGCCCUCAUCGAGGUGCUGCUUUUUCCAUUGAAAGUGUUCAUUCACACUAGUAGAAACCUAUACCGUUUUAUGGCACGCUGCUUGCUGGUACUCUUGCAGCAUGCAGUAUGCAUGAUUUGAUAUCUGUAACAAAUGAUAUCCCAUAACAAUAUAAUAAUUGAUCAACUAUGGAAAAAUAGAUCAAUGAAUGAGCAAUUGGAUGCAAGUAUUUUAUACAAUUAUCAAUAAACACUAUGGUAAAUGAAUGAGUGGAAGAAUUAUCAACAUGAGUUAAGAUGUAAUAAGUAAAAUAAAGGGAAUGAUGAAUAUGGUUACCAGUAUACAUGUGUAGAUUCACAUGUGCACAGUGCAAAAUAUAUCGAGAUGAUGAAAGAUCAAGCCAAGUUGAGAUAUGGAUAGCUUCUUACAUGUACAUGAACAAGUGCUCUCACUAGAAAAAAAUAUAUAUUUACAAAGGUCUCUUGCAAGAACUAGUCCCACUGUUGGUUUGAUAUUUACUUGUUCAAAAUCCACUCUGUAUAAGUUUGUUUAUUUAUUUAUUUAUUCAUAUUCCACAAAUCCUCAAAGUACAUUUCAUAAUAAAUCAUUUCAAUGAAAAGAUGCAUCAAAUGCAUAACAUAUGCAGGGUUGAAACUUACUGGUGAAAUGAAAAAAAGUGGAGGGGUCUACUGAAAAGCAAAGCUUGUAAGAUGUAGACCCCCUAUCAAAAUUAUACAGUAUAUGAUGGUAAUCAUAUAAGUAUAGUAAAAAUGAUCAGCAAAAUUAUAUGAAUUUAUUUAGAUAUAAACACUGUGACAUAAGUGUAUACACUGUAUACCAAAUUAUAUUGACUUUAAAGUAAUCAACACUAGGCCUACCUUGGAUAAGUAUGAAGUUCACAAAAAAAUUUUAAUUAGUAAGAAUUCAG
Lytechinus pictus (painted urchin) is the source of this 3698-nucleotide messenger RNA. RefSeq names its product sodium- and chloride-dependent GABA transporter 2-like. Gene Ontology annotation, cellular component: plasma membrane. The coding region runs from base 308 to 889 and encodes 193 amino acids. NCBI's taxonomy places the organism in Eukaryota, Metazoa, Echinodermata, Echinoidea, Temnopleuroida, Toxopneustidae. Gene Ontology annotation, biological process: sodium ion transmembrane transport. The record is from RefSeq and is a predicted model, not a curated record. The transcript is spliced from 3 exons.